This is a messenger RNA of Anguilla rostrata (American eel), 5826 nucleotides long. RefSeq names its product leucine-rich repeat-containing protein 3-like. Gene Ontology annotation, cellular component: plasma membrane. Bases 1216 to 2052 code for a protein of 278 amino acids. Lineage: Eukaryota; Metazoa; Chordata; Actinopteri; Anguilliformes; Anguillidae. Gene Ontology annotation, molecular function: protein binding. The record is from RefSeq and is a predicted model, not a curated record. The transcript has 2 exons.
UAUUUGUUAUCUACUAACUAAUGAAAACUUAAUUUCAUGCGUGAUGUAUCUGUACAUCAUUAAUUCAUGUUAACAACUACAUUACUUGUGACCUAUAUUAUUUAUAUGAUCUGGUUGUGAAGUGACCCUAAACCGUAAAUACAUGCUAAAACAGUAAAUGGUAAACAGUGUAAUUGAGCAUGGUUAAUUUAACUCUGAAACAGCUUAUGAGUCUAUGAAGGACGAAAUGUACUCUGUCACAAUUGAGUAUUUUACAGAAGAUAUUUUUGAAAAUAUACAAAUAUGCAAAUACAGGCUAUCUUGAGUAGACUAUUUUUAUUUCAAUUGAAUUUGGAUUCCCCUUGAACUCUUGUACUCUUGUACACUCUGCUUGCUUGUUUCUGUUUAACCAGCAUGAUUAUUUGUGCAAAUGCAUCACAGGAAAUGUUCAAUCCGCAUAAUAUUCUGUGAAAACGCUGGAGUCACUUUUAGUGCUAUUAUAAGAGUGCACAGUCCAUGCCAGAGCUCAGACCCUCAUAUCAUCUUUUAAGUUCAGUUAGGAGCUGAUUUUGGCAGGUGAAGCCAUAUCUUCCUCAGCCAAAGACACUGCCUUUUCUACAUGGCUAGUCCAGACAAAGCGGACGUAGAUAUUUAUAAAAGAGACUGAAACUAAUAAAAAAAGUAAACACCUGGGUGCUUUCCCUUUAAAGGGGUAAUAACAUUGCCACCUUCGCUGUAGAUUGCCCUGGGGAGCUGUUUUAGCCCUUUUCAUCAUUUAAACCCACACUGACUGUGGGUAGAGCAGUGUUCUCCACCCUAGGGCCACACCUCCACCCUGCUGGUAGAGCAAUGUUCUCCACCCUAGGGCCACACCUCCACCCUGCUGGUAGAGCAGCGUUCUCCACCCUAGGGCCACACCUCCACCCUGCUGGUAGAGCAGCGUUCUCCACCCUAGGGCCACACCUCCACCCUGCUGGUAGAGCAGUGUUCUCCACCCUAGGGCCACACCUCCACCCUGCUGGUAGAGCAGUUCUCCACCCUAGGGCCACACCUCCACCCUGCUGGUAGAGCGGUGUUCUCCACCUGAGAGCCACACCUCCACCCUUCUGGUAGGGGCGGUACGCUGACACCGUUUACCUCCUGAGCGUGCGAGCGUCAGCCUCCUCCCCUCCUCACGCCGACCCCCCCUCCGCCCCCCCCCUGGAUCCGCGGCGUGUCGGCGGCUAUGGUAAGGCCAUGCGGGCCGGCCGGGGGAGUGGCUGCCGUGACCGUGGCGACGGGGGGCGGGGCCUGCUGCUGUUGCUGUGGCUGUGUAACGGGGCGUGGGCCCAGUGCCCCGAGCGCUGCCACUGCAGCUGGGAGAGCGGCGAGGUGCAGUGCACGGACGCCGGGCUCCGGGACGUCCCGCGGGGGCUGCCCGCCGACACCGUCUCCCUCCACCUGGAGCGCAACCUCAUCCGCAACAUCCCGGAGGGCGCCUUCCGGGACCUGCCGCACCUGCGGGACCUGCACCUGGCCCACAACCGCAUCGAGUCGCUCUCCUCGGGGGCGCUCCGCCACCUGAGCGCCGAGCUGCGCCUGCUGGACCUGUCGCACAACCGCCUGCGGCGCGCCAGCCGCGAGGACUUCGGCCCCACGCGCGCCAAGACCCGCCUCUUCCGCAACCCCUGGCACUGCGACUGCGCCCUGCAGGAGCUGGUGGAGGCGCUCAACCUGGAGCCCGAGACCGUCAACGACAUCGUGUGCGAGAGCUCGGCGCGGGGCCUGGGCGAGGGCGGGCGCUGGGAGGAGGUGGGCGGGCCCGGCGGCGGGGGCGGGGCCGGGGAGCACGCCGGCCAGCCACUGGUCAAGCUGCUGGACUCCGGGGUGAACUUUUGCAGCAUGCAGCGGAAGACCACGGACGUGGCCAUGCUGGUGACCAUGUUCGUCUGGUUCUUCAUGGUCAUCGUCUACGUGGUCUACUACGUGCGGCAGAACCAGGCCGAGGCCCGUCGCCACCUGGAGUACCUGAAGAGCCUGCCCAGCCCGCGCAAGACCCCCACGGAGACGGACACGCUCAGCACGGGCUUCUGAGCCGCCCCACGCAGCCCCGCAUCUCCCAGCCUCCCCCUCCUUCGGGCUGCUCGAACUGCCGAACCCGUCAAAAACACGUUUCCGGAACAUUCUGGACAGAUUACCGUUAGGUUCCCCAUGUAGACUGUGGGAUGAAUGGUCAUGACCGGAACAUUUCCCCCAAACCGUUCUUGGAACAUUUUUAUUAACAGGUUCUGCCACGGAGCAGAAAGUUGUUUUUUUUUUAAUUUAAUUUUUAAAAAUAAAAUUUCAAGAGAUAUCCAGGAAACUAAACAAAAGCUAAUUUGUGGAAUGUUUCCCCAUGAAACUUCUGGGAAUGUUUUUGGGAACAAGAAACUUGCACUCAACUCUUGAUCACAAGAUUGCCGUGUAUGUAGCGAGUGACAGAUUCUAAAUCGCAUCUGUACUGACGGCAGUCACAAGGACAAUGUGAAUGACCCAGACUGUGACCCGGUGGCACCCUGAUGGUGUAAAUCCUCACCCAGAAUCCUCUCUGUACCCGGAAUUUACAUACACGCACCCUGAGCAGGACCAGAGAGGAGACGGGCUUCGUUUUUGGACCCGCAAGCCUUCCAAGCACCAUAACAAACACACUGAGCACAAGUCCACUCAAGCAAUCAAUACGAAUGUGAUUGUGCUGAUUUACACAUUUGUUAUUGUAACCCAGGAAAUGUGUUUCUCUCGAAUCGAGUUCAGCCACCAAUCGUCUCUAAAUAGAACGAGCAGUAGUCUGACGCGCCCCAGUGCUGAGUGGGCACCUUGAAGUAUACUGCAGUCUUGGGGACAGAGAUAUUAAUACCAGAUUUAGAACUGACUCAAUAAUUAAAUCCCCUGUCUUUUCAAAAUGACGUUAAUGAUCUCUUUUUUUUUUUUUUCGGGAUGCCUGUCCGUCGAUCUCUAUUAAUGUUUUUGUGUUGCAUUUCAUGAAUCGGUUCUAAAAACUGGCAGUUAAGGACCGUGGGCAUUUUUAUAGCUGUUUAAAUGUUAAUUUGCCCUGCAGUCUGUCUUACUGCCGUGAGCUCAAACACCCAGAAUGCCCUUUGCUAUAAAAAGAUGGUGGUGUGAAAUGAAUGUACAUUCUGAACAGUGUGUUGCUGUCACCCAGCAUGGUUAUGUUUAUGUACACAGGGUGCGUUUGGUUAUGUUUAUGUACACAGGGUGUGUUUGGUUAUGUUUAUGUACACAGGGUGUGUUUGGUUAUGUUUAUGUACACAGGGUGUGUUUGGUUAUGUACACAGGGUGCGUUUGGUUAUGUUUAUGUACACAGGGUGCGUUUGGUUAUGUUUAUGUACACAGGGUGUGUUUGGUUAUGUAUACAGGGUGUGUUUGGUUACGUACGCAGGGUGUGUUUGGUUAUGUUUAUGUAUGCAGGGUGUGUUUGGUUAUGUAAACAGGGUGUGUUUGGUUAUGUAUACAGGGUGUGUUUGGUUACGUACGCAGGGUGCGUUUGGUUAUGUUUAUGUACACAGGGUGUGUUUGGUUAUGUAUACAGGGUGUGUUUGGUUACGUACGCAGGGUGUGUUUGGUUAUGUUUAUGUAUGCAGGGUGUGUUUGGUUAUGUAAACAGGGUGUGUUUGGUUAUGUAUGCAGGGUGUGUUUGGUUAUGUAUGCAGGGUGUGUUUGGUUAUGUACACAGGGUGUGUUUGGUUAUGUACACAGGGUGUGUUUGGUUAUGUUUAUGUACACAGGGUGUGUUUGGUUAUGUUUAUGUACACGGUGUGUUUGGUUAUGUUUAUGUUCACAGGGUGUGUUUGGUUAUGUACGCAGGGUGUGUUUGGUUAUGUAUGCAGGGUGUGUUUGGUUAUGUACGCAGGGUGUGUUUGGUUAUGUACGCAGGGUGUGUUUGGUUAUGUACGCAGGGUGUGUUUGGUUAUGUACGCAGGGUGUGUUCGGUUAUUUUUAUCUACGCAGGGUGCGUUUGGUUAUUUUUAUCUACACAGGGUGUGUUUGGUUAAUUUCGCAGUGUGCGUUUGGAAAUGUACGCAGGGUGACAUAUUGUACGCACAGCAAGCACUUCUGCCAUUUCCAGUGAUGAUAUUCACACUCCAAAUUUAGUUCCUACUUAACAAGUGAUUGUAUCCAGGCAGAUUUACAUGUACUCCAAUUACUCCCAAAGAUGGUUGCUGCUCCAGCACUGAUGUCAAACGCGUUGUAAACAUUACACAUCAUGUCUAAGUAAAAUAAUUGGAGAAAUUAAUUAAAUUAAUGAAUGUUAAAUCACGUUAGCUGUGUGUCCUGUUAGCCAGUGGAGUCUGUACAUGUGCUAGGAGAGGGUAACUGUGAAUGUAGUGUUAAACGUUUCUCAGCAUUACGUCUGUCUCCUUGUCGUGGUGAAGAGUACAUUUUAGGAAACACGGCGGAAUCGCCGUGUGUACCCCCCGGCCUCCCCUUGACGGGACUGUGUCGUGUUUUCUGUACGUGUCCGGGUCCGAGCGGCUCCGAAGCAGCGAACGUAGCAUUAUUAUACGGCAGCAAUAAACGCUGAGCAGAACACCAGCUUUCUACCCCGGCUAAUUCUGGCCGAAUGCAGCCGGGCCGUUCAGCUGCGAAACGGCGCGGUUAGCGCCCGAUGCUACAUUAGGCGUCUCAUUUCCUCGUGGAUGCCCGCGAACGCUCGGGGGGCUGAUUGGGCGUUUGUCAGGCCUGCAGGGGGCGGCUGUGCAAUCUCCCUGGAAGACGGGCGCGGCCCGACGGAUUAUUCAGCCUGAAAAUGGGCUGUUUUCCCCCCCAGAGCAUCCCUCUGCAGGUCUUUCCUGUUGCAGAUAAAUGUCACCAUUCGUUUGCAUCCCCCAGCCUAGAUGUACCUUGUUGGGUUUUGUCCAGAUCACAAACUCAUUUUUUUUGUUUUGGAGAUCCAAAAAAAAAAAAAAAAAAAAAAAGAUACUAUCUGGCUCAAACGAGAAAAAAAAAAAAAAAAAAAAUCAGGAACUGGAGAGAGACCCCUUUUUGUGUAAUUUUUUAAAUUAAAGUAUUUUUAUUUGUGUUUUUGUCCUUGUGAUUCUUUCCUGCCUUCCAAAUUUAUUUCAAAACGUUGAUCUAUUAGAAUGGAGAUUACAUCAUAAUAUCACAGAAAUAAUGAAAUUUAAAUAAACUCAGGAAAAAAAAAGAAAAGAAAAAAAAAAACAGAAAAAGAAAAGAAAUGUGGCUCUGGUUUGUUUAUAGAAAUGCUUCUUCCUUUUUAUUUCUGAGGAGAAAGAUCUGUAGCGAAGAUUGAAAAGCAGAGAUACAGGAUGACAGAAUGAGAUUGCACGAUUAUGGCUGAUCGCAGUGGACCACCGAACUCGUUCCUAUUCUACCAUGCUUAAAACUUUAAAAUACAGGGAAAAAAGCAUCUAUUUUACAUAUACAAAGUAGCAAAGGAUUUCACUUCUCGCUUGUUAUCUCGGGCCUUUCACUUCUUACAAAAAGAAUCAUAAAAAAUCUGAUCCACCCAGGACCCUCCCGCACUGGCAGUGCGUGAGACCCAGUGUGAUCAGAGCCAAAUCUGACCCAUCCAGGACCCUCCCGCACUGGCAGUGUGUGUGACCCAGUGUGAUCAGAGCCCAAGCUGCCUGUGCAUCUCAGCCGAGCUGAUCCUAGAUCAGCCUCUCCCUGCCCGGAUCACGACCUCGGCCAUCACGAGCGACAGCAAAAAGCUGAUCCCAGAACAGUGCUCCUGCUCUAAUAAGGCAGGGCACAGAAGCCGAUGGUGUUUCUUUUUGGGAGGGGAAGGAACGUCCCACCAACGGCUUGGCUGAAAACAGGGUGAAGAAGGAAAAGAAGGAAAAGAACAAG